GUGUUCUGCUAAAAUUGGUGCAUCGUCUCACCUAUCCUGGUUGCUCUGUGCCUUCAGAUGCAUUUAUGAACUGGCGAACGAGAGGAUUUUAUAGCAUUUGUGUGAAACACCAAGCUGAUGUUGAAGUUAACCUUUGUCGUCUAGCUUGCAUCAGCUAGCUGGGUAGCUUUGUAACAUUAGCUAAUGCAGAACAAUUCCAGAUGGAACCAACACUGUUUACAGGCUAACGUUACGUAGUAAAUAAACCGGACGUGGGUUAGAGUUGAUGGAUGUGAAUGUGGAUGCAGGACUGGCGGAACCAUGAACGAUGACCGGUUACAGAUCAUAUCACUGUCCCACCACCAGAGCCUCUUGGAGGCCAUGCACCAGCUGAGAAUUAUGGGACAUCUUUGUGACAUUACCGUGCAGGUGGACUACCAGGGUGAGAUAAAGGAUUUUGAGGCCCACCGAGUGGUUAUAGCGGCGUCCAGCGGAUACUUUAAAAGCAUCUUUCUGGCAGACGAGCCUGUCAAAAAAGCGCAGUUGUUCGACGUGCCCACCAGCGCUUUCGAUGCGUUCCUGCAGUACGUGUACACUGGUCAAGUUGAGGUAGCAAGGUCAAUGGUAGACAACAUAUCUAAAAUGGCAGAGUUACUAGACUGUGUUGACCUUGUUGAUGCCUGCAAGGCAGUGAGUGACCUUGUAGUGGUUAAUGACACAGAGACAGUGGCCCCAGAUGGCCUGGCUGAAUCAGAUGCUUCCCAUGAGGUCCCUCCUCCAAAGCGACGAGGUAGAAGACCAACUCAAAGCAAACCAGCAGUGAGCAAAGAUCCUCAGGCCUCUAAAGAGUUGGAAAAGACAACAGAGAAGAAGGGCAAGGCACCAGGCAGGCGACUGAGCAACAGGCUUGCCAGCCGCAAGGAGCCGGUAGGCCUCCCCAAAGCCAAGCGCGCCCGGAGAGGGAGAACCAAAGCCAGUGAGGGGUCAAGUGAAAAACCCAAGGAUGGGGAGGAGGGUACAGAGAUUGCAGCUGCAGUGUUGGGCAUGGAACAGAAUGACGAUGGCACGUUUGCAAGCCAGUCUUCAGGCAGCGACAGCGAGUCCUCCUCCUCCUCUUCUGACCACGACCUCCGGGAUGACCCCCAGGACACAGACUUCCGACCUGACAAGGACGGGGAAGGGGAAGUGGGAGAGGAGGCAGCUAAAGAGGGCAGGGUGCCGCGGGUGGCGUUCCAGUGCGAGAAGUGCGACCGUCCCUUCCUCUACGAGAAGAGCUUCCUGAAGCACGUGCGCCAGAACCACGGCGAGCAGCCCGAGGUGACGUACCGCUGCGGCACGUGCCAGCAGACCUUCGCCAACCGCUGCAACCUGAAGAUCCACGAGCGGCACGUGCACAGCGAGGAGCGCCUCUUCCCCUGCGACGUCUGCACCAAGGCCUUCAAGCGCAAGAAGGACGUCAAGCGCCACCGCCGGCAGGUGCACGAGGGCGGCGGCGAGCGCCACCACUGCCCUGUCUGUGGCAAGGCCCUGAGCUCGCGCACGGCCCUCACGCUUCACGAGCGCACGCACACGGGACAGCGGCCCUAUGGAUGCUUAGAGUGCGGCGCCAAGUUCUCACAGAGCUCCGCUCUCAAGACGCAUCGCAGGAUUCACACAGGGGAGAAGCCUUUUGCCUGCGACCAGUGUGAGGCCAGGUUCACCCAGAACCAUAUGCUGGCUUACCACAAGCGCUGUCACACAGGUGAGAAGCCUUUCAUGUGUGAGAGCUGUGGGAAGAGCUUUGCCUCUAAAGAGUAUCUGAAGCACCAUGCCAGAAUCCACUCAGGCUCCAGACCUUACAAGUGUGAAAUCUGUGAGAGAGCCUUCGCCCAGAGGAACUCCCUACACCAGCACAUGAAAACGCACACAGGUGAGCGGCCAUACCACUGCACGGACUGUGAGAAGAAGUUCACCCAGCUGAACGCUCUCCAGAGGCACCAGCGCAUCCACACCGGGGAGAAGCCAUACAUGUGCACACUCUGCAACCGCACCUUCACCGACAAGUCCACCCUGCGCCGGCACGCCAUGACGCACGACAAGGAGACGCCGUGGAGGAACUUCCUAAUGGUGCUGAAGGACAAUGUAGAGGACACGGGCAAGAAGCCCAGGGCCCCUGCAGCCAAAAGGGAAAAGACAGCCCCCAAAGAGGAGCCCCCCCACACCCAGGAGCCCCCCAAGACCGGGGUCCAGGUGCAGGCCCAGGUGACUGAUGAGCCUGUGACGCUCUCAGCCGAGUGGGGCAGCCAUGGCACCAUCACCCUGGUGAGCCAUGGCGCGCUGAGUGGCUUCACGGUCAUCCAGACCGAAAUGCCGGCAGGCACGCAGCUCCAGCCGCUGGUGACGGCCGAUGGCUCUCCGGUCACAGUACCCCUCUCCCUCCCCAUCUCUGUCUCACGUGCCGUUUCCUCCUCUUCCUCUGCUGCUGCUACUGUCCCCAUUACGGUGCCUGUGUCCGUGUCGGACGCCAUUCUGGCUCAGACACAGACCCAAACGCCACCUGGCCCGGCGGCCAUUUUGGCUCCAGGGACGGUCACAGUUUCAACGCCGACCCUGGAGGCGGCCAUGGAGGCUGGGGAGAUCCAGUGCGUGACGGUGGGGGGGGCGGAGCUGGAAGUGGAAGCGGAUGCAGGGGACUCGGGCGUCUAGCAGGCUGUGACGGAGGACAGGCAGACAGCCGAGACCGCGGAUGCCAUGGAAGCCAUGGUUAUAACAUCGUGCGUCAUCUCCAAGUAGCCAUGGAAACGGCCACGGAGCCCAACAUGGAGGAGAGUGUAGCUCAUUUUUGCUUCACGGCACCAGACUGUGCUGACCCCAUCAAGGGAAUCCUACUUUCUUCUCUCUCAAUUAGUGUUGAACACACACACACACAUCCAGUCAAGUAUGAUGCUAUUGGGUGUUUUUUGUUGUGGUUAGUAGCGGUUUCAAUCAGACUAGACAGACUACGAUGUUUUAGUUAAUUUGUACUCAGAUGGAUCAUGUCUCUAUUUGUGCUAUCAGCCUUAAUAACAGACACACAAAGGUUACCAAGGAAACAGCAUUAUGGGACUGAUAUUGAUGUCCUUUUCUGUUUAUACAUUUCUCGGCCUUAACCAUAAAUUGUUGAAAGUAUAUGAUCCUUACAAAGUUACUGUCAGAGUGUAUAUCAGUGUCACACUAUUAUACAUAUUUCAUUUAUAUCCGUGUUUGUCUUUGUAGAAAAAUGUUUUGCUUUAUAAAGAUUUAAACCACUCAUGACAACCCUAUAACCUGAUGUAUUUAUAUUCAGUCUUUGUACCCUCACAGAAACUAAAAGGAAUGAAAUGUUAAAUAGUACAGUGAGUAGUUUUUUCCCCCUUCCAUACACCUUGGCAAUAGCACAAGGAGAAGGGCUUUAUUAUGCUUCUGAAGUUACUGAUUAUUUUCCAGACAUUUAUUUGGCCUGGGUAUGAUGUUCAGGGACAUACAAGGAACGUCAUGUGUUGUUUGUACAGUAUUCAAAUGUUCUGUUUACUGCCACUGUUAGUAUCUGGGGCCCAGUACAGAAUUAACAAGUUACCUACGAGUU
This is a messenger RNA of Clupea harengus (Atlantic herring), 3562 nucleotides long. It is a transcript of the gene gzf1, whose product is annotated as GDNF inducible zinc finger protein 1. Gene Ontology annotation, molecular function: protein binding. Gene Ontology annotation, cellular component: nucleus. Gene Ontology annotation, biological process: regulation of gene expression. Lineage: Eukaryota; Metazoa; Chordata; Actinopteri; Clupeiformes; Clupeidae. The record is from RefSeq and is a predicted model, not a curated record.